AUGAACGAUUCUAUUCCUGUAACGAGAACUUUUGAUCCUAGCAAGCCGAAUCCGUUUAUAUCUAACAAGUUUAAGAGGCGGUGCCCUAUAGCGUAUUUUUACAUGCCUAUAGAGUGUUCUUUAGCUAGGAGUUGUAACAACGGAUUUUGUCCACUAUCUCAUACGAAGUUGGAGGUUAUAUUCCACCCCAUUUUGCAUAAGACCAAGAGGUGUAGCAUGGCCCUUAUGAACGUCUGCAACUUCUCACAGCGCUGCGCAUUCUAUCACAGCCAGUCUGAUAAGAUGGGCGCCCAGCUAUCAUGGCUUGUGUGGCAGAAAAAGUGGGAAGUUUGGGAAAAUAAUUUUGAUUCGAUCCUUGCAAACUACAACAUAGGUGAAGACAUACGCAAAAAGCUCCAUGUCAUGAUCACACCUCGUUUCAAUUCCCAGAAUCCACCAGGGAAAGUUGUCUGCGAUGAUAACGAUUGCAUUUUUGACAUAGAAAAACAACUAAAUGCACUACUUGAUUCUUGCGACACGCCUGAUACAAUAGCCAGUCAACCCACAACAGACUUGUCGUCAGGGCUAUCACCUAGUAGCAAAUUCAUCUCGUCAUUUAGUCAAAUGUACAAUUUUGAAUCGCAUUAUGAAUAAAUUUCCAAUCACCUAUGGGUUCUUCCCAUCUUACACAUUUUACACAAUUUGUUUAUCGCCGUAUUAACGAUUCCAUGUCUAUUCUGAUGGAUCUGUGGCUAUAAAUCUUACUGUCUCGCUGUCUUAAUCGUUUUAGCAGUGGGUAUUUUUGUGUUGUAACAUGUAACAUAAUAUUUGCAUUCUGGUGAAAAAAAUCAGUUUUUCGGGUAGAAGUACUCGUCUAUUGCAUUUUAUGAGACAUAUUAUUGUCGGAUUGUAUUGUUUAGUAUGUAAGAUUCGCAUGGACGGAUUGAAAGAAUGAUUUGGUGGCCUCACUCACGGACAAGAGCACCUUUUACACAUUUGAUGUGCCGCCAAGGAUCUGUGCGCCUCAAAACCAUGUUAAAAUUUAUAUAAAUGUUAAAACAUAACGUUUACAUU
Theileria equi strain WA is the source of this 1053-nucleotide messenger RNA. RefSeq lists its product as hypothetical. The transcript has a single exon. The coding region runs from base 1 to 633 and encodes 210 amino acids. Gene Ontology annotation, molecular function: metal ion binding. Lineage: Eukaryota; Apicomplexa; Aconoidasida; Piroplasmida; Theileriidae. The record is from RefSeq and is a predicted model, not a curated record.